AUGUUAAAAACAUAUUCAACAAAAUUUGAUUUACAAGAAAAUAUAGAAAUUGGACAAAUAGGCAAGGCGAAUGCGUGUUUCGUGGUUUUGAUUCUAAAUUUUGAUAUAGGUGGGAUUAGAAGUACGAUGAGAGAUCUUGAAGACAGGUUUAAUCGUAAAUAUAAUUAUCCCUAUGUAUUUUUAAACGAUGAGCCUUUUACGGAAGAAUUUAAAAAUUUCACAAAGGCUAUGACGAAAGCAAAAGUUGAGUAUGGAUUGGUUCCGAAAGAACAUUGGAGUAUACCAGAUUUUAUAGAUAAAGAGCUUGCUAAUGAAAAGAUUAGAAAUAGUCAGGUUCCACGUGGUAACGAAUUGACUUAUCAUCAUAUGUGCAGGUAA
Molecule: messenger RNA, 378 nt
Organism: Dentiscutata erythropus
Lineage: Eukaryota; Fungi; Glomeromycota; Glomeromycetes; Diversisporales; Gigasporaceae
Source: the annotation of a GenBank genome assembly